AGUCCCAACCCCACACAUUCGACAUGAACUCCCUACUGGUGCUGCUGGCCGUGGUGGCGGUGGCGUCCGCGCUGCCCACGCGCGUCAAGCGCGGCCACAUCGAGGAGCACGGCCACGGCCACGCCACGUCGUACCAGAACUUCAACCUGGAGAGCUACCACCCCGUGCCCGUCUACAAGAAGCACGAGCACGUCGUCCACAAGGCGUCCUACGAGCACCUCUCUUCGGACGACGGCGACCUCGGCGGCCACGCCGCGCUGAGCCUCGGCGAGCACGACGAGGGCUACGGCCUGGGCGAGGGCUCCUACCACCGCUCGUCGCUCACCGACGGCACGGACCACGGCGACGACGGGUACGCGCACCUCGGCGCGGCCGCGGUGUCCGAGGACGCCGAGGAGGGCUACGAGGGCCACGGCAGCUACUAAGGGUCGGCGGCAAGUCACUUCGCUCCUCGUCCUCAUCUUCACCCCCAUGUUCAUCUCGUGGCGUCGUCAGCGUUCGCGUUUCUUCUGUUUCCGGAAAGCAUGCGCGGAUCCAGGGGGAUGUCCCCAUCACCACUUUGGCCCUAAAGGCGGCGAAACCACCUGGAAAGUAGGACUUUGCCCCUAAAGAAUGGCCAAAAGUCGGACUUUGCCCUUAUAGAAUGGCCAAAAGUCGGACUUUGCCCCUAUAGAAUGGUCAAAAGUCGGACUUUGUCCCAUGGAUAGGCGAAAAGCCGGACUUUGCCCUGGAUAGGCGAAAAGUUAGACUUUGCCCCUAAAGAUAGGCGAAAAGUCGGACUUUGCACGUGUAGAUAGGCAACUUUUGCGACAUCACCUUUUUUGAAUCCUCCCUCUGGAUCCGCCCUUCGAAAGACGUGACGUCUGCAGCGCAGUCCUGCAUGCCCUGUGCCGCCCCUCUCACAGGGCGACGGGUGCGAAGAAGUCAUUACCGUUCUCACCGUCAUAUUCACCAUCAUCUUCAUCGUCACCUACAACAGAACAAAGAAAAUCGUCACUCUAUCAUCAUUGAAUCAUCAUUGAACCAUUAUUGAAUCAUCAUUGAAUCAUCAAUGUAUCAUCACGAAUCAUUGCUCGAUUUCCAUGUUCGCCUUCACGACAAACUAUUCUCUGCUGUUGCAGUCGGCCUGCCAGUACGUAAAGAGUUACUCCGCUCGCCUCUGUAUUGUGAUAAUUCAUGUAAGGAUUUAUUUCCACCAAAUCUCGGAAUCGGGAUUUUCUAGGUGUAUUUUUUUACGACUGUUGACUGUGUUUAUUUAGUGUUGUUUAGUGAUUAAGUCUGUUUAUCCGCGAUGUGCGGUUCCUUUUUUAUACAAUAAAAACUCGU
Messenger RNA from Thrips palmi, 1326 nucleotides. RefSeq lists its product as uncharacterized. Bases 24 to 425 code for a protein of 133 amino acids. The transcript is spliced from 3 exons. The record is from RefSeq and is a predicted model, not a curated record. NCBI's taxonomy places the organism in Eukaryota, Metazoa, Arthropoda, Insecta, Thysanoptera, Thripidae.